Laccaria bicolor S238N-H82 is the source of this 1494-nucleotide messenger RNA. RefSeq lists its product as uncharacterized. The transcript has a single exon. The coding region runs from base 1 to 1494 and encodes 497 amino acids. The record is from RefSeq and is a predicted model, not a curated record. Lineage: Eukaryota; Fungi; Basidiomycota; Agaricomycetes; Agaricales; Hydnangiaceae.
AUGUCCACAAAACAUGUCCGAUCAUUCGACGCACUUUCUUGCAAGCCUCUCUCCACUGUUGAAGUUCAUCCCUCGCUUAGCGUCGUACCUCCUAUUGAACGACUCCCGGUUGAAAUCCUCGCGGAGAUAUUCAUCCUUUGUAUUUCUUACAGCGACCAUCCACCAUUAAUCAGCAGAUCGACGGAACCCCCGAUAUCUUUAUGUUGUGUCUGCAAAAGAUGGCAAAAGAUUGCUAGCGAAUUACCCAGGUUGUGGACCGCAGCUCUCGUCUGCACAGAGAGUAUCAAACUGGAAGUGCUGAACGAGUUGCCCCAGUUGCUGUAUAGCUGGUUUUCCCGCUCGAACCAGCUUCCGUUGUCUUUGAAAUUCACUUCUGAUGAUUAUAACGUGAUGAACAUGUUCACCGCCUGUGUUGCUCCAUUUGCCUCUCGAUUUUGCCACCUUGAUGUCGAUUUAAAUAACUUCAUCUGUUCGAGCCCCACGGACCUUCAAUUAUCCGCAUCACAGCCAACACAAACGCAGCUUACUCAUCCUGACAGAUCGUGGUCUACCCUUCAAUUUCUUCAAUUAGAGUCUGCCAUUAUUCGGGGCAAUAUCGAGGUCCACAGUGACUUGGAAACCCCUCUGUUCUCUUUUGCUCCCCGCCUUCAGCGACUGCGCAUGGACAACAUUUCAUUCAUAGGAGGCACCCCGCUGCAGCUUGUUCUUCCGUGGAGUCAAUUGACUCAUCUCAUCCUCGUCAACCUCCUCGAAUCCCAUUUGUGGCUGCAGCUAUUUCCCAUGUGCCCAGCACUUCAGCAUGGUUUAUUUGACGUCUUCGAGGACUUCGUGCCAACUCCAUCGACCGCCGAACGUGCAACAUUCCAUCAUCUCACCGAUCUGACAUUUGCGUUCAAUGACCCAAUAAAUCCCAGCAUUCUCGGUCAUUUCGACUUUCCAGCACUUAAGACUCUGAGGCUUUCAAAUGACAGCUUCAUCAGUUCUGAUGGGGGUGACUUGGACGAUAGUAUGUUCUGGACAGCCACCACACGCAGUCGACUUUAUCAACAAGUUGCUCCGCUUGAGAGGCUUUCUCUUAAUGGAAGUUGGCCCUUUGUUUGUAUCUUUGAAGCUGCCACACAUGUCGUUGAGCUGGAUCUUGACGAUUCUGUUGAUGUAUCUGAAGCAGUUCACUCGCCGCUGAGGCUGCGCCUUCCAUAUGGAUAUUCACUUCUACCGAACCUGAGAGUUCUCUCUAUGAGUAUUAAUUUGGAUUUUCAGAUAGAUGUGCUUGCCGACAUCAUCAUUUCAAGAAGAUCUGUUGAUUGUGGAAUCCGAAUCGAGAAGCUCACAUUAUAUCCAUCUGGAAUGCAAAAAUAUAUGAAAAGGUUAACCGAGAAGCUUCAGCCACUCAUCAACGACGGAUUCAUCGUGGAGAUUUGCGAUACGACUAGUCACUGGUGUAGGCAGCUCGAUCCAACAUGGCGUGAAGGUAUUAUCGAAAUUGAGGGAUGA